CAUUGGUUCAUUUGGAUGCCACCGCUUGAGAAGUGUGGGGACCACUGUUUGGAUGCCACCGCUUGAGAAGUGUGGGGAACACUGUUGGUGAUUGGAGAGUUCCGGAAACCAACGCACUUGGACUCAAGGGCUGUGCAUCCCAGGCGGACAGACACGCCACACAACAUUUCUGGUAGUGUUUCUCUAAUCCCCGUCCAGUUUCCCCACUACACGUAAGAUAAGUGGAGUAUAAAGUGUACAUCAACUUUAUUUGUGUCUUAGGGGCAUUAACGUACACAAUUGUACGUAGAACCGUCUAUGCUGUAAUAGCGUGUGUCCCACUAUCGCUUCACUUCACCCCCCCCCUUCCCGGUGCUCAAUAUUUUAAAAAAACGAAAUGGCUAUUCGCACCCGUGUACCAGAAGUGAGAGAUCGGGAUUAAAAAAACUAUUUAAAACAUUAUUGUUGGGUUUGAACCUUGUCUAGUCGGUACCAUCAGCCCGUCAUCACGUGAAAUGAAACAUGAAUUGUCAAUAGAAAGUUGCCAUGGUCGUAACCAAAGAUAAUGUAUCCUGCAAAGACAAAUAAUUUAUUUUUUUUUAAAUUUGGCAUCAAGCACAUUAUUAUCUUCAGAGCUGUGUGGUUUAAUUAUAAUUAACCUUAUAUUUAGUCUCGCGCAAAUCACUGAUCAGUUUUCUUUCAUUAUUUACUUAAUACAUGUAAAAAAAAAAAAAAUAAAAAAAUGUACUCUACCCCCCCCCCCCCCCCAAUACACCCACCCCAUUUCAUGGAACACUAUGAAAAUGAGAAGAUAAUCCUUUUUUUUUAAACAACCGAACCCGGUUUAUUUCCCCCGGGCAUGUGCCGGAUUAAAAAUACCCGAUAUUUUAGGGUAACUGCGUCAGUAGUCGGCCCGUCCCUCCCAGCAGUACACUAUAUCUAAAGUUCGUUAUUUGUUAUGAUGAAAGGCGAACAUGCAUGAGCUGUGAAUAUUAUUCUUUGGUGGUACAAAUAUGAAAUAUAUAUUUUUUUACAAAAAUGUACCAGGAGAGCACACUCGUUAUGCUUUCUGCAUCGCUGGCAAGCCUGGCGACCCUUUGAAAUUAAUUCACGCCACUGAAUUAUUUCUUAUCAAUCUGUAGGGAUAAAUAAAUCAUUGGCGUAGGAAAAGGAGGGGUGAAUAAAGUGUGGUUCACCCCAUGAAGCACUUUUUUUUUUCAUUUAUACGAAGGGGGCGGUAUUUUCAGUCUGCAAGGGGCGGAAAAAGUUCGCGACCCACCCCUGGCGGCACUAACCCUAGCUAAGCCGAUGGGCGUAACGCAAAGGACGGAAGUCAUACCUCUGUCUGCAUUCUUGGGUAUUUUUUUUUUUUUUUUUUUUUUUUUUUUUUUUUGGGUUUUUUUUUUUUUUUUUUUUUUUUGUAUUUUUGUGUGUGUGUGUAUAUAAUGACGCCAUCUUGUUUUCAAAAACCUAUUUUUAAAAAAACGAACACCUCGGUGGACGUCCCUUUUUAUUUGGUACGAAACUAAAAUCUAAAUGUGAUUUAUAAUAAGUCAGUCGGAUUUGUAGGUCUCCGCGAUAUACAGAUCAAACAUAAUUACAAAACCAUUCUAAUAUUUUAUUAAUAUAGAACACCAUAGACCCCACCCCAAUUUUCCACGUUACGAAGUUAUUAGAACAUUGCUUAAAAAAUAGACUGAAUUUUUAAAAAAAUAAACUCAAUUAAACAAUAUAUAAGACUUGUCUAUCAAUUUUGUUAAAAAACGUUAACAAUUUUCUAUAUUUUUUUUAUUUUGCCGUCUCCAGACAACAAAGACACAUACAAUGAGCUUGCUCCACAGCAUCACGACACACGCCGACCUGAACCAGUACUUCAUGAGAACCGCCCUCUGGCCAGCCAUCAUCUACACCACCGUCCUCAUGCUGGUCGGCACCCUGGGCAACAUCCUCGUCCUGGCCGUCUACCGGCACCAGUACCAGAGGAGCGUGACCCGGAUGUUCAUCUUCGCCCUGGCGGCCAUGGACAUCGGCAACUGCGUCAUCACCAUGCCGGCGGAGCUAAUGAUUCUCAUACGGUUUACGUCAUUUCCGUCGGCCUUCUGGUGCAGGUUCACGCGCUAUCUGACUUACAUCUUCAACGGGACCAGCUCGAUAAUACUGAUCACAAUAGCCCUGGACAGGUAAAUCAACUUUUUUCCAAUUUUUUUAAAUUUAAUUUUUUUUUUAUUAUUUGACAUUGUUGUAGCAUCCAAGAUAUGACGGAAGAAACGUAUUCCAUUGAGUAACGAGGAUGAUGUGACAUCGAGAGAAAUUCUUUAGCUCGUAUUAAAUAAUUUUUUAAAAAAUUAACUGUUUUAAAACGCUAUUUUUUUUUGUUAACCAUGCUUGUUUGGUUUUUUAAAAAUAAUUUAUAAAUAAAUAUUAUUUUUUGACAUAGCCUGGAGACCAAUUCUCUUGUCGCUUAUUCAAAAUUAACAUGAUGACAAUGUCUAGCAAAAGUUGAUAAUGUGUCUCAUAAGGGAUCCUGUAUAUAUGACAUAAAGACACAUUGGGCAAGAUCAGCUCUUCUGAACUCUUCAUUUAAUAGACGAUAACUGUUUUAUUGCAUAAGAAUAGUUAAGAUAUUGUUUCUUUAAUGUUUAUAUUGAACCGUUAAAUGAGAAAGAUGCUGACGGAAGAAGACGGUGCACUGAAGUUCUCUGCGAUAGGCGAGUCUUUGAACAAAAAAAAAAAAUCAAUCAAAGAUAUCGAGAGAAAAAAAUGAUAUUGUAUAUACCAUUGAGUGCCUAAAUAGUUGAAGACAUGCUUGCAGGUAUUUCAAGGUGUGCAGACCGACCCACGUCGGCAUCACCCUCCGGCGGGCCAGGCUCGUCUGCGUGGGGUCAUUUCUCUUCACGGCGCUCCUCACGAUCCCGGCCCUGGUCAUCUACGGCGACAUGGUCUUCCCGAUCCUGGUCACCGACCACGAGGUGACCAUCCUGCACAAGGACGUCAGCCUGACGGAGUACGAGAACCGCUUAGCGGCGUCCAAUGUAUCUCACGUGAUCAUGAAUGGGACCUUCUGUUUGCUUAAUUCCGGGUACGUAAAAAAAAAAAAUGUUUUAAAAUUAUAUAUUUUGUAUAUUAUUUCAAAUCAUUAGUACUAGGACCCCUAAUUCAUUACUAUUUACUUUCAUUUCCAUAAAUAUUCUUCCAAUCAAAUGCUGGUAUUCUUGAUGCAUUUCAAAUUAUUGUCAAAAAGUAUGUUUCAGUCUAACAAACAUAUCUACGCAGAAAAACGCUUAGAGCUGCUCGUGUCCCCCCCCCCCAUCUGAGGAUCCACUAACCUAAUUGUUCAACCGUGUCCUCUUUAAUAUUAAGUUAUCCAUUUCAUUAUAGGACCUUAUCUGGGUGAACACUACAUUUGGACGCCACAAUCAAUGUCGUGUCACUAAUUUUCUUAAUGAAUCUCAACUCGUAGAAAUACCUACAUUAAAAUUUAGACCCAAUCGUCCACAAAAAUUUUGACACUGUUUCUCCUUUGAUAUCUCCAGGCACAUCGACGGGCACCUGCCCACCACCUUCUACAUCGGCAUGCUCGUCCUCUACAUCGUCCUGAUCGUCUUCGUCGUCUUCUUCUACAGCCAGGUCGCCCGCGCCAUGUUCGCGCUCACCCGGAAGCACUCCAAGAUGUUCACCUUUCACGGGUCACGUGAUCUGUCGACCCCGAACUCCGCUGCCCCGGAGAUGAAACCGGCCAAGUACGACUUCACCCGCGCCAGCGUGGCGCGCGAGGCCAGCACGUUCGACGAGGACGGGCAGAUGAGGAACUACGCGGGUCUGCCGAAGGAGUUCGGGGACGACAACUCUCGUCAUUUUGACGAUAAGAGCUCGGUGACGUCCCUGUCGUCCAGAGCAGUUGACAGAUCCAGUGAAAGGGUCGAGGAUUACGGAAAUCAAGAAGAAAGACUGAACAAGAACUCAAACGAAAUAGCGAAUUUGACAAGUUCGGAUGAAAGAAUUGUCAAAACAAACUCCAAUGACAUUAUUGGCAGUCCGUAUUCGGGAAAUGACGUCACUUCCGGAACUGCCAUCGCCGACAGAUUAGCGGGUUCUCCGAGGAGCAAAAGUGAGAUUCUGUUUAGUCCCCAGAGCGGCAGCAAAUCCCCACUCAAGUUGUUCAGCAGAAAGAAGUCGUCACAAAGAAUCCCCAAAAUCAAGAUCCAGGACACGAGUGAGAAACCGUCGCACGGCGGCGGCCUCGACUUGGCGCACGCCGACUCUCUCCACGGCUUCGACAAGUCGCUCUCCCUGUCCAGCAACAGCUUGCUGCUGAGGAGAAUCAAGAGCGCGGAGAACAUCAACGCCCUGACGCGACUGUACAAACUCCAAGUCCCCGAGCACCGGAUGAACGGGCCGAAAUUCCCGGACGCGUACGAGGCCAACCUGCCGAGGGUGUGUCACCAGAGACAAAGACGGCACGACGUGGCCGUGGGGCAGGUGACCAAAAGCUGCACCAACUUGGAUUUUGUGGGUGGGGGGGAGGGGGAGGAGGGCGCCCCCGAACCCAAAUCGUCGUCGGAGAAGACGUUGACGCUGACGAGGAAAACCUCACCGCAGGGUAAAACGAACAUCUGCGUGCUGCCCCUGACCGGGCUGUGCACGAAAAUGGCUCUCCACGCGCAAGAGAAUCAAGGGGCCGAUUUCAAAAAAUGCAAAAACCAGCAUAAAACGAUCGACGGCUCAGUGGUGAACAGUGAGCCGUGUUUGAACCGGGGACGUGAGAACACUGCCUACGCCGCUUCACCGGAGGACGAUUCGGCCGUGACGCUGCGCGCGAAGACGCCAGAGCAGGCGCCCGCGACGAUCCCAAGCGUCUGCGACUCCUUUAAAAUCACGAAAAUCUCCGAGAGCGCGCGGGCCCAGAGGUCACCGCGCCAGGAGAUCGUGAGCACGGCGGACAUCCUGCAGGACAAUCACAACCGCUACUCGCUCCACCCGUUCCGGACCAGCAGGAUGCUCUUCAUCAUCUCCCUCGCCUUCGCGUUCAGCUUCCUCCCCUUUUUCAUCAUCGCGCUCACCAGAUCGGCGAUCGGCUCGUCCUUCAUGAUGUCGCUCAGUGACGCGCAGCUGGGCGCGAUCUGCAUUUUUAUCCGUUCCUCAUUGGUCAGCAACGCGGUGAACCCCAUCAUUUACGGGAUUCUGAGCACGCACUUCCGCCGGGAGUGCACCGGGUUAGUUUUCUGUGUGAAAAAAAAGAAAUAAUUGUUUAUAUUUAUUUUUUUUUUUGUUGCUUUUUAACUAUAAUAUUAAAAUAAAAAUAUUAAACCCAAGUGUGUUUGGAAAGCAAUUUUUUUUUUUUUUUUUAAACCUCAGACCCGACUUUGUCAUUUUAACCGAAAUUAUUCUGAAUGAUGGGAUAAUAAAAGCGUUUGGCUAAUGAGACCUGAAGAAACACCUUUCUCCAAUAAAUGUAUUUGUCAUUCUAUUUUUAGAUUUCUGCAGCUAUUUAUUAAAAUUUAAUUC
Lymnaea stagnalis (great pond snail) is the source of this 5484-nucleotide messenger RNA. Lineage: Eukaryota; Metazoa; Mollusca; Gastropoda; Lymnaeidae. The record is from the annotation of a GenBank genome assembly.